Castor canadensis (American beaver) is the source of this 2796-nucleotide messenger RNA. It is a transcript of the gene Tepsin, whose product is annotated as TEPSIN adaptor related protein complex 4 accessory protein. Gene Ontology annotation, cellular component: trans-Golgi network membrane. NCBI's taxonomy places the organism in Eukaryota, Metazoa, Chordata, Mammalia, Rodentia, Castoridae. The record is from RefSeq and is a predicted model, not a curated record.
GGGGGAGGUGACUUACAUCAUGGCGGCCGCACCUCCGCUACGCGACCGCCUGAGCUUUCUGCACCGGCUCCCCGUUCUCCUGCGAGGAACCUCAGAUGAUGGUGUCCCGUGCCCUGGCUACUUGUUUGAAGAGAUUGCCAAAAUCUCCCAUGAGUCGCUGGGCAGCAGCCAGUGCCUGCUAGAGUACCUGCUGAACCGCCUGGGCAGCAGCUCCGGCCACGUGAAGCUCAAGGUGCUGAAGAUUCUGCUCUACUUGUGUGGCCAUGGCUCCUCCUCCUUCUUGCUCAUCCUCAAACGCAACCCUGCCCUCAUCCAAGAAGCCACAGUUUUUGCAGGGCCCCCGGACCCUCUUCAUGGGAACAGCUUGUACCAGAAGGUGCGGGCAGCUGCCCAGGACCUAAGCAGUGCCCUGUUCUCUGAUGCUGUGUUGCCACUGCCUCCCUCCCAGCUACCUAGGGCCCUUCCUCCAGCAGGUAUGGGCUCUCAGGCCAGACCUCAUAGCAUCCUCCAGGGUUUCGGCUACAGCAAGGAGCAGGAUCGAGCAGGCUCUGCAGGUGAAGCCUUUCUUUCCACCAUCCAGAGGGCCGCAGAGGUGGUGGCCAAUGUUGUGCGCCCUGGGCCUGAGAAUCCCAAUACCCAGAGGCUCCUGCCACGGGGUGACACUUACCAGCCUGCUGUGACACCUUCAAGCAGCCACAGUCAUCCCACCCCUGGAAACUUGAUCCCAGGGCCUCAAGCCAUGAGACACCAGCCUGGACAGGCUGGAGGGGGCUGGGAUGAGCUGGAUGGCAGUCCCAGUUCUCACAGUUCUUCCCGGGCCAGUGACCUGAGCAGGGCCUCAGACUCAGGCAGCCGGUGUGGCAGCGACACAGGGGCCAGCCGGGAGCCAGGAGAACUGGCAGAAAGGGCCGAGGCUAUGGCUCCAAGUGACUACCAGCAAGAGUUAAGCCUGGUGAGAGCUGUGGCCCAGGGGCCACGUGCCUUCUUGAGCCGCGAGGAGACCCAACACUUCAUCAAAGAGUGUGGCCUGCUCAACUGUGAGUCCGUGUUGGAGCUGCUCCUCCGCCAGCUGGGCCAGACCAGCGAGCGUGAGCAAAUGAGGACCCUGUGUGCCAUCGCCUCCCUCGGCAGUGCCGACCUCCUGCCCCAGGAGCACGUUCUUCUCCUCUCCCGGCAGCGGCUGCAGGAUCUCAGUGCGGGUAGCCCGGGACCUGUGACCAGCAAAGCCACCAAGAUCCUAAGGCACUUGGAGGCCUCCUGUGGACAGCGGCCCCCUGCCUCAAGGCCUCACAUGGAGCCUGGCCCCGUGACUACUCUCAAAGGCCCAUCCGACCUGCUGACUGACCCUGUGCCUCCCCCUGGAUGCCAGGUGUUCCUCCAGCCUCUGAGCUCCACCCCAGUCUUACCCAGGAGCCCUGUGUCUACUCCAUCCCUGGAUGGCUGCCCCUUCCCUGCCCCUGGGGUUCUCAACGAGGCUGAGCCCCGACUGGAAGGUUCUAGUGAGAUGGGGGCAGGACCUGAGUGGGCACCAGAGGGUGUGGACAUCCUGAAGGGAGUUCCCAGCAGGUGCCUGUGGAGCAGCAGCUCCUUAUUUGCUGGCAUGGAACUGGUGGCCUGUCCCCGCCUGGUGGAGGCCAGAGUUGCUGUUGAGGAGCCUCACCUGGCUCCCCAGUUACCUGAGACAGGGCCCCAAGGGGUGUCAGCCACAGCACCUCCAGUCUCAGAGACAUCAGCUUUUGCAUUCUUAAAUGUGUGACUAUGGGCCUGCCUUAGGCAUGCAGGCCUUCUCAUUCUCAAAGGGCAGCUCCCAGGAACCCAUGGCCUCUUGCUGGCCCCUUGGUCAUGGCCCCUGCCCCACCAAGGAGUGGUUUUCCUCAGAUACCUGCCAGCAGCCUCCUUGCCCACCUUCAGCUCUUCUCACUCACUGAGGUCUUGGUGUGGCAGUCCCCAAGCUGGGCCUGCCCCAAGUGGGCCUCCCAGCAGUCAUAACAGUCACCAGGGGACCCACAUGGCCUCUCAGUACACAGGUACCCAGGACAGAACAAAGGUGCAGGAGAUGGGGCUGGGGGUCCUGUCUGGCACCCAGGAAGCCAACUCUGCUCUACCUUGUUGAAGUCAGUUUCCCAACACGUCCUGAGGCAAUCUUAUGUCUUCCUGCUAGGGACAGGAUCACACAGGCUUUUGUGGCCUGUCUGUGGGUAGGGACCCACUUGCAAAGGUGCCAACUCUGCUGGGCUAGCAUUUCCUGAGGGCUGCUGGACAAAGCCCCUCAGCUCAAGCUGGCUUUGGUCUGCAGGUAACCUGAGCAGAGAAGAGGACCCCAGGGCUACCUCAGUCCCUGUUUCCCCUCCACCUUGCCAUCUCCUUUGCCAGAACCUGGAUACUUACACUUGAAUUCCUAUAGCAGCAGACAGGUAGGUGGCAGGGCCACAGAAGUGCUGGUCUCAGGUCCCCAGGGGCAGGCCCUGCCACCUCCCCCUUCUGUUUGGUGUGGAUUUGGAAGCAUCUACUUGGUUCUUAUUUAGUUCUGGUUUUGAUCUUAGGUCCUCCCUCCCCAGGAAGGCCAGAGUAGCCACAAGUCAUGGCUUGUGCAAGGCAGGGUGCUGAUGAGGUGGGUUUGAUGUGUGAGGGCCAAAGUAGUCCGGUUCCCUGCUACCUCGAGUCUAGUGGCCAUUCCAAGUGUCUGGUCCCUGAAUGACUCUGCUCGGGCUCACACUGCCCACGUAGCCACAGCUGCUUCCUGCAGACCGUGGGAGAGGCUGAGCGAACCAUGCUGCUGAAUAAACACUGCUGUUU